This is a messenger RNA of Endocarpon pusillum Z07020, 1659 nucleotides long. RefSeq names its product glucan 1,3-beta-glucosidase A. Gene Ontology annotation, molecular function: zinc ion binding; oxidoreductase activity; glucan exo-1,3-beta-glucosidase activity. The transcript has 6 exons. Gene Ontology annotation, cellular component: extracellular region; cell surface. Bases 1 to 1659 code for a protein of 552 amino acids. NCBI's taxonomy places the organism in Eukaryota, Fungi, Ascomycota, Eurotiomycetes, Verrucariales, Verrucariaceae. Gene Ontology annotation, biological process: glucan catabolic process. The record is from RefSeq and is a predicted model, not a curated record.
AUGUCUCCAUAUUCCCUUCUUCAGAAAGCCGCCCUCGGGCUGUCAAUGCUCAGUGCGCUGAGCAACGCUGCACCAACACAGGGCUUCCGGCUGGAAGCUCGUGAUCUCUCCUUUGACUACAAUAGUCAAAAGGUUAGAGGUGUGAAUCUUGGUGGCUGGCUUGUAAGCGAACCUUGGAUCACGCCUUCACUGUACGAACGAGCCGGAGGUGGUGCUGUUGAUGAGUACACACUCUGUCAGACACUCGGAAAAGAUGCUGCUUUAUCCUUGUUGUCGGCGCAUUGGGCUUCGUGGAUCACCGCUGGCGACUUGAGCAGCAUUGCAGCUGCCGGCCUGAAUCACGUCCGAAUCCCAAUUGGAUACUGGUCGGUCGCGCCGCUUGAGGGUGACCCGUACGUGCAGGGCGCGCUAGAGUAUCUCGACCAGGCCAUUGGCUGGGCGGGAGGUGCAGGUCUCAAAGUUAUUAUUGACUUACAUGGAGGUCCGGGUUCCCAAAACGGGUUCGACAACUCUGGCCGUAGAGGAGCAGUGGGCUGGGGAGGGGGUGAUACCGUUGCCCAGACACUGAAUGCCGUACGAACCUUGGCAGAAAGAUACGCCAGCAACACCGGAGUUGUCACAUCGAUUGAACUUCUCAAUGAGCCUCUCCCUCCAGGUGUAAAUAUUGACACCCUGCGUCAGUUUUACAACGACGGGUUUGGUACUAUUCGGGCUGUCAAUGGUGAUACUGCGGUUACCCUGUCCGAUGCCUUCCAAGGACCUUCUGCUUGGAAUGGUUUUACACCCGGCAACAACAUUAUUAUCGACACUCACAUCUAUCAGGUCUUCGACAUCGGAUCACUCCAACAAACCCCAGAUGGCUUCUUUGGCACCGCUUGCAGCAAAGCUGGUCAGCUCCUCCAGGCUGACAAAUGGACCAUUGUAGGCGAAUGGUCCGGUGCCCUGACCGAUUGCGCCAAAUGGUUAAACGGAAAGGACAGGGGCGCUCGUUACGACGGAACAUUCGGUGGUUCACCAACCAUUGGUAGCUGUGCAGGAAAGUACAGCGGGAGUGUUGCUGCUCUUUCUAAUGACGACAAGUACAACAUUCGUCGAUACAUCGAGGCUCAGCUUGACGCAUACGAGGCCAGAACCGGAUGGGUCUACUGGACUUGGAAGACUGAAGGUGCGCCAGAAUGGGACAUGCAGCAGCAGCUGGCAGGUGGUCUCUUCCCUCAACCAUUGACCGAUCGUCAAUAUCCAAACCACAUGGCUCCAGAGGUACUCAAGAAACAGUGGGCACAGGUCAUCGAGAAGGUCGGCGGACCGGUUGACUACAAGGAAAUCGAUGUUGCGCAACCUGCUCCGGACGAGGUUCUGGUGGACAUCAAGUACUCUGGUUUGCCCUUGGUGGGCGGACAUGAAGGUGCUGGCAUUGUCGUUGCAAGAGGCGAGCUCGUCGAUGAUGACGUUUGCCAAAUCAGCGAGGCUGCUGACGAACCCUUAUGCCUGAAGCCCGCCCUGUCUGGCUACACCGUCGAUGGCACAUUCCAGCAAUACUGUAUUGGACAGAUCAAGGCGCCUCUCAAGACUGUUGAUCUCAAGGAACUAUCAAAGAUUUAUGAUUUGAUGAAAGAGGGCAAGAUUACGGGACGAUAUGUUGUCAAGAUGCCAGAAUAA